Amorphotheca resinae ATCC 22711 is the source of this 814-nucleotide messenger RNA. RefSeq lists its product as hypothetical. Gene Ontology annotation, molecular function: zinc ion binding. The transcript has 4 exons. Gene Ontology annotation, cellular component: mitochondrial intermembrane space. The record is from RefSeq and is a predicted model, not a curated record. NCBI's taxonomy places the organism in Eukaryota, Fungi, Ascomycota, Leotiomycetes, Helotiales, Amorphothecaceae. Gene Ontology annotation, biological process: protein import into mitochondrial intermembrane space. Bases 73 to 441 code for a protein of 122 amino acids.
CUGGAUUAUUGAAAUAGAUACAGCACCGUCUCUCUUUUGCUACUAGACACUAAACAAAACCAAUCUUCCAACAUGUGCAAACAUAUUCUCAACGCACAGGUCUCUAUCAGAUCUCCUUGCUGUCGCAAAUGGUUUGACUGUGCCGACUGCCAUCGUGAAACCGAGGAUCAUCCUCUGCUCCAAAGAACUGAGAUGGUCUUUGCCUGCAAAAAAUGCAAGAAAGCUUUCCGAAAAGACGCCACAGAAUUCGAGGAAUCAGACGAGUACUGCCCGCACUGCGACAAUCAUUUCGUUCUUGAAGCCGUGACACCUCAACCAAUAUUGAAAUUUGAAGGCGAAGACGCAAGGAUUGAUAGCAGGAUGUUGAAGGAUGAUCGCAUUAGGGGGGAGGAGCAGAGAAGUAUAUUCGACGUGAAAGAGGCGCCGAAUAAGCUGGGCUGAGGUGGGGUCGUUGUAUGGGAUAUAGAAAUCAGGAGGCAAAGGAGGGGAUUUGAUUUAGCGACAUCACUGGGAUGCUUAAUGAGUUAUGCAAUUACGACCUGGAUAUACUGAAACCCAUGGAAUGACUGGCUAGGCACCGGAGCGAAAGUCCGCUCGACGGUUCUUUACUCAGCAGAAGAUACCUACCUCGCUAUGGCGAUGAAUUGAACACAGGACAGGACAUUUUCAUCGCUCAUUGCUAUAAUACACAGGACCCAUGGAGAAUGCAAAGAAUCAACGAAACGACUCUACGCAGUACUAUCAGAUCCUCUCGUCAAAAUUGCCGCAUUUCCAGUACCGGGCGUCCGACCAGUCUUCUUCUUAGCAGCCUCCU